Molecule: messenger RNA, 2467 nt
Organism: Clarias gariepinus (North African catfish)
Lineage: Eukaryota; Metazoa; Chordata; Actinopteri; Siluriformes; Clariidae
Gene: tox2
Product: TOX high mobility group box family member 2
Exons: 10
Coding region: 526-2154 (542 amino acids)
Biological process (GO): regulation of transcription by RNA polymerase II
Cellular component (GO): nucleus
Molecular function (GO): chromatin DNA binding
Source: RefSeq, a predicted model, not a curated record
GACGCGUUCUCCCUCCACAACACACCGAGUGUGUGUGAAUUAACACUAAACCCAUCCACGGCGCGUUCUACACCAUAACGCAUGGCACUGCUGCUUUUUUUUUAAAGGUCUCUCACACACACACACACUAGUUGUCAGGUCGCAGUUUAGCCUUAGAGUCUAAGAACCACUUUUAUUAUAGCUGCUUAUAAAAGUGAACUUUUUUUAUUCUUUGGACUGGCGCUCGGUCCGGUGAACCUGAACAGCAGUCAGUAGACCAUCCUCAGGCAUAAUGUGCUUUAUCGUGCUGAAGUAAAAACCGCGAACGGAUGUGAGGAAAAGAGCGCCUGGAGAGAGAGAGAGAGAGAAAGAGAGAGAGAGAGAGAGACUCAACCCCUUUUUUUCUUCUUUCAAUCGUUCUGUUUCUUUUUUGUUUGGGUUAACAAUAGAGCAAGCGCGCUCGAGAGAGAGAGAGAGAGAGAGGGAGAGAGAGAGACUGGUAGACGCUGAACCUGUUUUCAUGCCUUCAGUGGAGCGGAGCGGGCGAUGGAUGUGAGAUUUUAUCCUGCACCCCCUUCGAGCGUGGGCUCCUGCACGUUAUCCACCGACUCCAGCCUUGCCUCUCUGGACUAUUACCACUGCAACAAGAACAGAUACAGUGUAGGAGACCGCGCUAGGCUGUACAGCGGUUUGCCCGUGAGGCCCAACCCUGACGGGAAAAGACUGCCCUCUUCAGGGUUUGAUGGUGAAAACAUGUACAUGAAUGAAAAUAACCAAGAGUUCCUUUCCCCAAGUCAGCAGAAUUACUCUGGGCAGGGAGGAGGCAGCGGGAAUGGAGGAGGCGGCGGCGACGAGGAUUAUGAGAUUCCUCCCAUAACUCCACCAAACCACCCUGAACCUCCUCUUCUGCAUCUGAUGGAUCCUGAGUCCAGCUAUCUGUGUCACUCGCUGCCCCAUAACGGCCUGAUCAACCCGUACUCGUACCCCGAGCUGCCUGCUCUCAUGAUGUCCAACAUGCUAGCACAGGACGGCCACCUGCUCUCAAGCCAAAUGCCCUCGAUGCAGGCUCUGGCCGGGUCAGACAGCGGGCACUACCCCCGUGCCCACCAUGCCCCCAAGCUAAACACUCCUCCUUCGAUACUGCCCCAUCCCAUGAGCGCUCUGUCCCAGCUCAGCUCUCGGAUUGGCCGAGGCUCCUUUACCUACGCUUCCCCUUCGUCCGUGGGGAGUCAGUCAGCCACGCCCUCUCCUUCGAACUCCACCCAGGAAGAGGAUGCAGAUUACCACACAAAGAUCACGGGGGAGAAAAGACCCUCCUCAGACAUGAUGAAGCCCAAACCCAAGCCCCAAAAGAAGAAGAAGAAGAAGGAUCCCAACGAGCCUCAGAAGCCCGUCUCAGCCUACGCUCUCUUCUUCCGGGAUACUCAGGCGGCCAUUAAAGGGCAGAACCCCAACGCUACGUUCGGGGACGUCUCCAAGAUCGUGGCUUCUAUGUGGGAUAGUUUGGGGGAGGAGCAAAAACAGGGGUAUAAGAGAAAAACAGAAGCGGCUAAGAAGGAGUACCUGAAGGCCCUGGCAGCGUACCGAGCCAGCCUGGUUUCCAAGACCUACAACGAUCCAGUGGAGAAUAAAAGUGCCCAGUCCAGCCAGCCUUCAUCUCACAUGAUGCCCCCUAACCCCCCGCUGUACAGUGUGCCCCCUCAGCCUUCCUCUCCUUAUCUGGGCCCGAGCCCCUUCCCUCUAUCUGACCUACAGAGUUACGCGGCUGCCGGAGCGCCUCGGCACGCGCUGCCCCGCUCGGCCAUGCUGCCCGCACUCAGUGCCUCCCCUCCGGCCUCUUUCCAAAUCAGCCCCCCUCUCCACCAGCAGCUCUCCCUGCACCAGGGCUCGCUCCUCAACCAGCCAAUCCGCAUGCAGCAGGUCCAGUCGCAGCCAAUCAUCUCCCACCAGAUGGGCCUCCAGUCCUCUCUCCACUCCCCGGGCCCAGGCCAGCAGGGCUUCUCUCACUUACAGUCAGAAUAUCAGAAGACUGUUGGAGGCUCUCAGUCUCCUGGAGCUCCGAACCCAGUGGGACAGAACCCUGACUGGGACAGUGAGUACUGCAAUCGGGAGUGUGGAGGAAACCACUGCAGUGGCAGCAUGAUAGGCAGGGACAAGCCACUCUACCUCACUUGAAGUGAUUGGAGAAGAAGCAAAAAGACGAUGUGUGACAAAAAAAAAAGUGAUAAAACAACACCAGGGAGUACCCUACACCUCUCCACCCUUCCCCCCCCCCCCCCCCUGUCACCUUCUGUUUUUACUCAGUGUCAUUUUCAUUCGUUUUUAGAAGGAUGUGUACGCGUGUUCUGAAGACUACUAGUGAUCCUCUCAUUUUUUUUUUUUUUUUUUGCCAAGCACUUAAAACGUACAAGGCCUCCCACUAGAGACCUUCCAGAGCACUCUUACUUUCUGAAUUAAAAAAAAAAAAAGCAACAAAAAAAAAAAAAAA